UGUGUGACUUUAUUAGUUCAAUGAUUAGCCUUUAAACAUUUUACUGUUUCAGAUGAGACACUGAAAUGACUCCUGGCUUCACUUUAGUGAAAUAAUUAUUGUGCGUAAAAUAGCUUUAGCCGAGAAGCUAGUUAGAUGAGUGGACUGAGUAGCUAACGACUAACUAACGAGUUACAAACUAAAUGGUUUAUAGUUUAAAUAGUUGACUGUCUGUGUAUCACUCGCGUUCAGAUGUGUAGUAGUUUAUCUGCAUGUUAACGGAAACACAACUAGUGUCUGAAAACUCAAACGUGAGCUACAUUCAAUAUAAAGCGAGGUUUUAGAGUUCAGCUUGAUGCUAACUGGUUAGCUAACUUGCGGUGUUAGCUAAACAGUUAGCGUUAGGCGACUUAAAAUGGAGUUUAAUGUUUGUCAGACGAGAACUAACAUUAAACUGUGAGUUGUGUGUGUGCCAGUCCUCCGUCAGUGAGUGGACAGUGUGUGUGUGGACAGUGUGUGUGUGGACAGUGUGUGUGUGUGGACAGUGUCUGAUCCCUGGCUAACUCUCAUCACCGUUAGCUACUAUUUACCAGACGUUGCUAGCCCAAUGCUAACAUCUGAAGAGUCGUUAUCAAGCUACUUUGUUUGUAACUGUCGCGACUUCUCAAACUUAACGUCACAUUUACAUCCAACUUCAUUCCCCCGUUAAUACCGGAGACUUCCACCGAGCAUUUAAACGGUGUUACGGUCCCUGUGAUUGUGAAACUAAUAGCCACACCCUUCCUUUCGAAAGCAACUGCGAUACAAGUCACGACAGGCCAGUUUCCUGAACAGUUUGGUGCAGCCUGGUUUUUCUGGCUCCCGCCGACAGUCGGCACCUGCCCGCUGACAUCGGUGUACCUGAGGAUCUGCUGGAGCCCCCUCCCCAGAUGUAGAGGGAGUUGUCGUGUACACAACUCUUGUGCUGACCAGUGACGUCGUCCACCAUGCGUGAGUACAAGCUCGUGGUUCUGGGAUCGGGAGGCGUCGGGAAGUCUGCUCUGACAGUCCAAUUUGUGCAAGGCAUAUUUGUGGAGAAGUACGACCCCACAAUAGAAGACUCGUACAGAAAGCAAGUGGAGGUGGACGGGCAGCAGUGCAUGCUGGAGAUCCUGGACACGGCUGGAACAGAGCAGUUCACGGCGAUGAGGGAUCUGUACAUGAAGAACGGUCAGGGCUUUGCUCUGGUUUACUCCAUCACAGCACAGUCGACCUUCAACGACCUGCAGGACCUCCGGGAGCAGAUCCUGCGAGUGAAGGACACCGAGGACGUUCCAAUGAUCCUGGUGGGAAACAAAUGUGACCUGGAGGACGAGCGUGUGGUGGGCAAGGAGCAGGGUCAGAACCUGGCCCGCCAGUGGAGCAACUGUGCCUUUUUAGAGACUUCAGCGAAAUCAAAGAUCAAUGUUAAUGAGAUUUUCUAUGAUCUGGUGAGACAGAUCAACAGGAAAACACCGAUGGAGAAGAAGAAGACAAAAAAGAAGUCCAAUUGCACGCUGCUCUAAAGACGGCGCCUGCAGCUCCAGCAUCGUGUAAUGAAGUGUUUCCAGAGGAUCGAGCUGCGUUCAAGUCUCCAGAGAAACUUCUGCUUUUAAUAGUGAAGAAAUCCACAUUUGUUUUGUAUCGUCGGCCUGACAACCGUUUGUUUUUAUUAGUGUUCUCCUCCACGGUGUCUUUCUGAGACCACGGGUUUAAAUCCAGUUAUUGCAACUAAAAUGUUUUUAUUAAAUAACAUCGUUUUGUGACGUUUGCAAGAAGAAACGUGUGAAAUGUUCUCGUACGUUUGUGCACUAACCGUGUGCACAGAUGCAUCAUGGUCCAGAAGUUGCUCGCUCCUGCUGACGGGGAUGUGCGUCGAUAACAUCUUUCCUAAGUGACUUUGUUUGUUAUUGAGCUGCAAGCCUUCCAUAUUUCCCAUAAUAUAUUCUACUUCCAUUUUUGCAUAAUAAAGCUAAGGAGCUUAGUGUCUUACAGACUGAAGGGACGUCGUGCUGAACAUGUGUUGAACUCACGACGUUGCUUCAGAUCGUUUUACAGCUUUUAUGAAUGAUUAAAUUUUAGUACAUUUUCAUUA
Cottoperca gobio is the source of this 2092-nucleotide messenger RNA. Its product is annotated as ras-related protein Rap-1A. Gene Ontology annotation, molecular function: GTP binding; GTPase activity. Gene Ontology annotation, biological process: Rap protein signal transduction. The record is from RefSeq and is a predicted model, not a curated record. Gene Ontology annotation, cellular component: membrane. Lineage: Eukaryota; Metazoa; Chordata; Actinopteri; Perciformes; Bovichtidae. The transcript has 9 exons. The coding region runs from base 966 to 1523 and encodes 185 amino acids.